AUGGCCAGCCUGAUAAACGAUGAUGCUGAUUACAACGAAAACUAUUAUGAGUACACAGAACCGGAGCAGGAACCCCUCCAUUCACUGUCCUGGGAGGACUUUGACUGGUUCGAACCAUCUUUAGGUGACAGCUAUGCUGGGAAAGACCCAUGCUCCUCCAACCCCUGCAAGAACGGUGGUAGAUGUGAAGCCAAAGGAAGAGACUUCAGCUGCGUCUGCCCCAAGCCAUAUGCUGGGACUACAUGCGAAAAAGUGAAGGACAUGUGCCCGAGUAAGAGCUGCCGCACUGGUGACUGCCUGAUUACACUAACCCCACCUUACUUUCGGUGCAGCUGCAAGCAUCCCUACAAGACACCCAACUGCAAACACGCAUCUAAACAGUGCAGCCCAAACCCUUGCAAAAAUGGAGGUACCUGCAGACGGCACAGAAACAGAUCAAAAUUCACCUGCGACUGCCCUGUACCUUUCAGAGGGAGAUUCUGCGAGAUCAAACCAACUGAUUGUUAUAAAGAGGACUCCUCUGGGUACAGAGGAAGAGUGAACCAAGCAGUAAAUGGCCAUACCUGCCUGCACUGGAAUUCCCACCGUCUCUUGGACUCCUCUUUUAAUGCCUUUAUGGAGGAUGCUGACUCUUAUGGCAUUGGUGACCACAACUUCUGCAGGAAUCCUGAUGGGGAUGAAAAACCCUGGUGCUACAUCAGAAAAAAUAAUGAAGUGGAUUGGGAAUUCUGUGAUGUUUCACCUUGCUCAGAAACAGGUGAAGAACUAGAAAGCCCAAGAGACCCACCUGAAUCAAAUCAAAUGUUCCAAACAUGUGGAAAACCAGAAGUUCAUGGGGCACUCAAGAGGAUCCAUGGUGGAGCCAAGACUACAGCUGGCAAACACCCUUGGAUGGCAUCUCUGCAGAUGAAGAAUGCACAUGGGAGUCAACAUUUCUGUGGUGGAGUGCUAAUUAAAUCAUGCUGGGUUCUUACUGCUGGGCACUGCAUUACAGAAAAUUCAUCAAAGAUCCAAGUAGCCCUUGGAAAGCAAAACCUCAAGAAGAGAGAGGCUCAAGAGCAAAUAUUUGAUGUGGAACAAACCAUUGUACAUAAUAAAUACAAUGAGGAGAAUGAUGUUCCACACAAUGAUAUUGCACUGAUUAAACUGAAGCCAGUUGAUGGUCACUGUGCACUGGAAACAAAGUAUGUGAAAACAUCGUGUCUCCCUGAUGACAUCUUUGAGCCUGGGACUAACUGCUUCAUUUCUGGAUGGGGUCAGACAGAGACAGAUGAACAACCCCAUCAGCUGUUAGAUGCCAAUGUCAAGCUGAUUUCACAGAAGAAAUGCAGUGACUCUGAAGUACAUGGUAACAGACUGGAUAGAACCAUGUUUUGUGCAGGAAGACUUAAGAAAGGCGGAGUUGAUUCUUGCCAGGGAGACUCUGGAGGCCCACUAACAUGUGUGAAAAAUGGCACUUCCUAUGUAUAUGGCCUGGUGAGCUGGGGCGAGGGGUGCGGGCUGAAAAACAAGCCAGGAGUUUAUACCCAGGUGACAGAAUUUCUCCACUGGAUUGAAACUAAAAUUCAGCCUGAGUCGAGGUCCCGUCCUUAG
Messenger RNA from Acanthisitta chloris (rifleman), 1593 nucleotides. It is a transcript of the gene HABP2, whose product is annotated as hyaluronan binding protein 2. Bases 1 to 1593 code for a protein of 530 amino acids. The record is from RefSeq and is a predicted model, not a curated record. Gene Ontology annotation, molecular function: calcium ion binding; serine-type endopeptidase activity. Gene Ontology annotation, biological process: blood coagulation; proteolysis. The transcript has 12 exons. Lineage: Eukaryota; Metazoa; Chordata; Aves; Passeriformes; Acanthisittidae.